UCCGCAUAGAAAGCCCUAGAAUUGAGUUAGUUCUCAGUCUCCCCUCCCUUAAACUUGCGUAGAUAGGCGUAGUUCUUCCUUGUUUCUCUCCCUUUCUUCUUCAUCAAUCAACAAAAGCUCCGAUCGAAAACAUCAAACAAUGGGGAAUGAAACCACUUCUUACACUGUUGAACAACUCGUUGCUCUAAAUCCCUACAAUCCGGAUAUCCUUCCGGAUCUCGAAAACUACGUCAAUGAACAGGUUAUGACCAACUCCUACAGUCUUGAUGCCAACCUCUGUCUCCUUCGCCUCUACCAGUUUGAACCGGAGAGGAUGAGCACCCAAAUAAUUGCUCGCAUUUUAAUUAAGGCACUCAUGGCUAUGCCAGCUCCUGAUUUCAGCCUUUGCCUCUUCUUGAUUCCAGAACGUGUGCAAUUGGAGGAGCAGUUCAAGACAUUGAUUGUUCUCUCUCAUUAUUUGGAGACCGCUAGGUUUCAUCAGUUUUGGGAAGAAGCAGCCAAGAACCGCCACCUUCUAGAACCAGUUCCAGGUUUUGAGCAAGCAAUUCAAAACUAUGCUGUUCAUAUUCUUUCGUUAACUUGUCAAUGUGUCCCAAGGAGCGUGGUUGCUGAGGCUAUCAAUAUUGAAGGUCUUGCCUUAGACAAAUUCCUGGAGCAGCAAGUGGACGAAAGCGGAUGGAAUAUUGAAAAGAGUUCAAGAGGCCAAAUCAUAAUUAUUCCGCGUAAUGAAUUUAACUGUCCUGAGUUGAAGAAAAAUGCUGCUGAUAGCAUACAGUUGGAGCACAUAACUCGAAUCUUCCCCAUUCUUGGUUAAUAUUCGAUUAGUGUGUGGUUGAAAGAAUUAGCAGAUGUGUUGAAUUCUUGUUUACUUUGGAAAUUUUUUAUGAUCGUUGUUGUUUUUUAAAGUUUCAAAAUUUUUGGUUCAGUCCGUAGAUUGUUUAGCCUUAUGUUACAUUAAUGAACUAUUGAUAAUUUGUAAGCGCAUACUCACAAAUUAUUGAGAUUGAAUUUUGUUGCAUGUUUAACUAUUUGAAAAAAUUUCCCUAAA
This is a messenger RNA of Amaranthus tricolor (Joseph's coat), 1048 nucleotides long. Its product is annotated as eukaryotic translation initiation factor 3 subunit K. Gene Ontology annotation, molecular function: translation initiation factor activity; ribosome binding. Lineage: Eukaryota; Viridiplantae; Streptophyta; Magnoliopsida; Caryophyllales; Amaranthaceae. Gene Ontology annotation, biological process: regulation of translational initiation. The record is from RefSeq and is a predicted model, not a curated record. The transcript is spliced from 8 exons. Gene Ontology annotation, cellular component: eukaryotic translation initiation factor 3 complex; cytoplasm. Bases 140 to 814 code for a protein of 224 amino acids.